AUGUAUAAUCUAUUCUACAAGCUCAGCAUAUUCCUACAGGGUGCAACCAUUGCCUCUGCUCCAUCGGUGGAACAGGAAGACUAUCGCACUCCAAAACCAUCAUUUGACAAGAAUGGCGGCAAGAGUUUCGAUUGUUGUGGUCCAACAGGAUCCAUCGCUUCCGAUUCAAACGGACUGGUCAAGGUAUCCGCAGAUUUCUUGCGUUUGAACGGAAGCAGGCAACAGUUUCGAAAUCUGUUAUCGACAAGAAAGAAAUUGGGCUCAUUGCCGCCUGCUUACACUAGAAUCGAUUACAGCAGAGAUUCCCUCGAUUCAAAUGGCAUAGCGCGGGCUCCUCAUCACGGACCCGUAAUUACGGUUGAGGAUACCGGCUCUCAGCUCCGAAUCAACAAAGUGAAGUCAAGCAUCACGGAUAGCCUUGUGGAUGCGCAUAAAACUUCCCUAGAAAACGUUGCUUUUUGCGAAAGCAAUGGAAGUGUCGGUACUCACCAAACAGCAAACCAUUUCAAGCGAAACAAUAGCAGAUAUGGAGUCCCCGUUGACAGUUCAGCUGUCAAACUCGUAUAUCGUGUUCGCUCUGAAAGGCUUAGCAACCGGGUGAAAAUAACCGACCGCGCUUUGGUUCUGGCAAUGUUGGGAGUUCUAGUGAUGGUGAUUGACGCAGAGAUAACUGGACAAACCCUCUUUGGAAUAACAAAGCAUCACCCUGUGUCACUCUUGCUUCGGUCAUUUGUGGCACUCUCGACAAUUGCCCUACUUACACAGAUCGUCCUUUAUCAUAUCAAUAAUGUUGUGCUUGACCUCGUCGAUUGCGGAGCCGACGAUUGGCGGGUUGUCGUGACGUCAAAUCGAGCCCUAGAAUUUUGCACAGAAUUUAUUUUGUGCGCUAUAUGUCCUCUGCCUGGUACCGGUUCACUUCAUUGGUCGUUCAUAGAAACAAAUCGGAAUAUGCAAACUUCUCAAGGCAGAUCUUUUCAUACCAGGGAGGUACCUUUCGAUGUGCCACUCUCGAUUCUGAUGUUGUCACGUAUUUAUUUGUUGGGUAGAUUUAUGGUUCUUCACAGUAAGCAAUUCCAGGAUGCCUCCACACGAACGCUGGCUGCGUUAAAUCGCAUUCAAGUCAAUUUUUCAUUUGUUCUAAAGACAGUGUUGGACCAGCAGCCAGUUCUUGUGAGAGGUGCUUAUGUGUAUAAUAAGGAAUGGGCUGCAGCAAAUGAGAAUUAUGCCAGAUUUGGACGAGCUGACCAAGAUGUGCCAUCGAUCCUGUACUCUAAUGCUUUGUGGUUUAUUGCAAUCACCUUUAUGUUGAAUGGCUAUGGCGAUAUUGUUCCGCAAACGCAUGCUGGCAGGAUUAUUGCAAUAUUCGUUGGGGUAGUAGGAGCAAUCAUUUCUUCGAUCCUUAUAGCAGUCAUAUCAAGAAAUAUUCUCCUAUCUCAAGGGCAACGCAACGUCAACAACUUCAUGCAUGACAGCAAAUUGACAAGGGAACACAAGGAUGCGGCGGCAAAGGUCCUACAACACACAUGGCGUAUUCACAAAUGCCUUAGAAGUGGGCCUGAUAGUCGACUUCGAACUAACCAGCGGAAGUUUCUCAAAGCCAUACAUGAGUUUCGUGUCAUCAAGAACGAGAUGCGGGUGUUUUCGGAAAACAAUGCCGCGAAUACUCAGCAAGUCACUCGCUUAGUAGCAGAAAUGCAUCAUUCCAUGCAGCGCCUGCUGUCGGCACAGGAUGAGAUGAAAGCUCAAAUUGAGUUUCUGCAAAGAGCAGUGCGGAAUCAUUACACGAAUGGUCAGCAGCGUUUGCUCUGUCCCCUCAUGGCUGAGGAGAGCUGA
Cylicocyclus nassatus is the source of this 1833-nucleotide messenger RNA. Lineage: Eukaryota; Metazoa; Nematoda; Chromadorea; Rhabditida; Strongylidae. The record is from the annotation of a GenBank genome assembly.